CGCCGCAGCGGCGUCGUCGAAGGUCGCGACCGGCGACGCCUGGAGCGGCGAGUGGAGCGGCGACGCCUGGACCGGCUCGUCGCCGUCCGACGCAGCGAGGCUCGGCACUGGGGAGGCGGCCGGCGCCGCCGGCACUGCUGGGUCUGGCGACGCCAGCUUUGCUGCAGCCGUGCGACUUCGCUACGAUCUAUGGGUAGCGUGAACGUGUCCGACCUUGCCCGUGCAAGGCUAUAGGCCCAGUUUGAACGAAUUUGGCGCUGCGAGUUCCAGCCUCGAGAGGCCUCUCAUCGAGCCUCUCAGCCUCUCUGCUCGUCGAAUAGAUCGUAAUCUUGCACUAUUCCAGGCUCAGCGCGAUGCUACUACAACGCUCUCUCCGUGCCGCGCUGCGGCAGGCACCGCGCGCAUGCCGCAGAGCCAUCAGCUCAGCACCCAAAGCGGCAGCCGCCGCAAAAGCGCCAGCGUUCGCGUUCGGCAUGGGCGCAUCGGUCGCCGGCACGGGCGCAUCGGUCGCCGCGACGCAGACAUCGGUGGGCCUACCUCCUGCGGUGGCCCUUGCGCUCGGCCUCUCCGGCGCGGCGGUCGCGACGGCGACGAACUGCGACGGCGACUACCUGCGACGCAACUUCGUGGCCGACGCGGCGGCGAAGGCGCUGCCGGCCGUCGUCAACCUGACGAGCGACGUGCAGAAGGGCUGGGUCCGCGGCAUGAGCGCCGGGAGCGGCUUUAUCGUACGAGCCGAUGGAUUGGUGGUGACGAACGCCCACGUCGUCCAGCACGCGCGGGGCGGCAAGGUCGUGGUCACGCUCGCGGACGGACGGAAGCUAAGGGGGCGCGUGCUCGCUCUAGACGCGGCGAGCGACCUGGCCGUGGUCCAGUGCGAGGUGCCGAAGCACACUCAGUCUUUACCCGUGGCCGAGCUCGGGAGCUCCGCAGCGUUGCGGCCGGGCGAUUUUGUGGUGGCGUUGGGGUCUCCCCUCAACCUGUCGAACUCGGUGACCUCGGGCAUCGUCUCGAACGUCCACCGCCACGGCUCGGAAUUAGGUAAUGUCCAGUCGCGGGCCGAGUACCUGCAGACCGACGCGGCCAUCAACCAAGGGAACAGUGGCGGGCCCCUGGUGGAUUUAGAUGGGAAAGUCGUUGGCAUCAACACGAUGAAGGCGGCGGCGGCCGACGGUAUUAGCUUCGCGAUUCCCAUUGAUGUCGCUUGGGCCGUGGUGAGACAGUUGUUGCAGCACGGCGCCGUGAAGCGGCCCUACGUCGGCAUCCAGAUGCGCGCGCUACCGCUCAAGGGCGGCGUGGAAGUGGUCCAGGUCGCGCCGGACUCGCCGGCGGAGCGGGCCGGGCUGCGGGCGGGCGACCGGCUCGUGGCGAUGCGGGGCGAGCGGAUCCGGGACGUGGCGGACGUGCUCGCGCGGCUCGCGCUGCGGGCCGACGUGCUGGACGUGACGGUCGCGCGGCCCGACGUCGACGGCUCCUACCGCAACGCGACGCUCGUGGAAGCGCGCGUCGUGCCCGAGGAGAGGUGAAUUUGACGCGUAUAAAACUGUUGUCUAUCUUUAGACCUAGAGCGGAGCGACGCGGAGACCUGACGAUUGGCGACAACCGACAC
Molecule: messenger RNA, 1609 nt
Organism: Pelagomonas calceolata
Lineage: Eukaryota; Pelagophyceae; Pelagomonadales; Pelagomonadaceae
Source: the annotation of a GenBank genome assembly